AUGCGGGCUUUCCUGAUAAAAGAGGAUUUAUUUGCUGUGAUUGAAGGGACCCCACCGGUACCACCAACAGCGGCCUGGCAGCGCAGAGAUGAGAAGACAGCGGGAUCCAAGCUGUGUCUGGCAAGGAAGCUGUACCAGAUGCGUUUCACGGAUGAGUGCACCAUGAGUGAGCAUCUUACUGAAUUCAGGCGCCUAUUUGCUGAAUUAGAGGACCGAGGCGUGGAACACACAGAUAAUAAACCAAGAAGUGGAGGAAAACUAAAAAGGGCAGCUAGCAGCGCAUGUCGGAAUCUUCCUAAAAUCAGCCAUCAUUCAACAACACAGAGGCCGGUUUCAAAAGCUACACCUCAUAGGAUAGCUGAGCCAAAACCUUCCAGCAAGGACAGCCCUAAACAGGAGAUUGACAGUGCUUUUAGUCGAGUGCCAUCCGAGUUUGGCUUAAAUGUAUCUGCAAUCCACAAAAGAGGGAGUUCAGAAGGCCCUCAUCCUAGAAGGGGUCAAAUUAUUGAUUUUCGUGGGAUGAUCCAGGAUGCUAUCAAAGGAGCAUCAAAUGAAAUUGCCUUGCACAGCCUUAACUGCAAUCCAGAUCCUUCAGAACGAUUAUUAAAACCUCUGGGUGCCUUUAUUGGGAUGACUGGUGAAAUGAGAGAGCUUGCGGCUGUGGUGAGCAGGGAUAUCUAUCUUCAUAACCCGAAUGUAAAGUGGGAUGAUAUUAUUGGACUCGAUGCAGCCAAGCGGUUAGUCAAGGAAGCAGUUGUGUAUCCCAUCAGGUAUCCACAGCUGUUUACUGGCAUCCUCUCUCCGUGGAAAGGGCUAUUAUUGUAUGGGCCUCCAGGUACUGGGAAAACUUUGCUAGCUAAAGCUGUUGCCACUGAAUGCAAUACGACGUUCUUCAACAUCUCUGCAUCCACUAUCGUCAGCAAAUGGAGGGGUGAUUCAGAAAAGCUUGUUAAAGUGUUGUUUGAACUUGCUCGCUACCAUGCCCCCUCCACAAUCUUCCUGGAUGAGUUGGAGUCGGUGAUGAGUCAACGAGGCACUGCUCCAGGUGGUGAACAUGAAGGAAGCCUACGGAUGAAAACAGAAUUAUUGGUGCAGAUGGAUGGCCUGGCCCGAUCGGAUGAUCUUGUCUUUGUUUUAGCGGCUUCCAACCUGCCCUGGGAAUUGGAUUAUGCCAUGUUGCGCCGGCUAGAGAAAAGGAUCCUGGUUGACCUCCCAAAUAAAGAGGCAAGGCAGGCAAUGGUCCAGCACUGGCUUCCUCCCGUGAGCAACAGCGGGGGAAUUGAGCUGAGGACGGAGCUCAACUAUGCUUUACUCAGUCAGGAAAUGGAAGGGUACUCUGGCUCUGACAUUAAGUUGGUCUGCAAAGAAGCCGCUAUGCGCCCCGUGAGAAAAAUAUUCAGCGCCCUUGAAAACCAUCAGCCAGACAGCGGGAGCUUACCUGUAAUCCAACUGGACACUGUCACAACAGAAGAUUUCCUGGAUGUGAUCACUCACACGAAGCCCUCUGCUAAGAAUUUAAGCAAAAAAUACACCGACUGGCAAAAAGAAUUUGAGUCUGUCUGAAACUCAAAGCUAAGCUUUCAGACAUCUAGAACCCACCAAAUUUCUAUGAGCAAGAGAAUGAAUAUUUAUGUUAAAA
Messenger RNA from Rhineura floridana, 1639 nucleotides. RefSeq names its product katanin catalytic subunit A1 like 2 (gene KATNAL2). The coding region runs from base 1 to 1563 and encodes 520 amino acids. The record is from RefSeq and is a predicted model, not a curated record. NCBI's taxonomy places the organism in Eukaryota, Metazoa, Chordata, Lepidosauria, Squamata, Rhineuridae. Gene Ontology annotation, molecular function: ATP binding; ATP hydrolysis activity. The transcript has 15 exons.